AUGGUGGCGACGAAUGGCCGUGGGCGGACGGGCUGUGUGCCGCCACCCAUCGAGCACAACGAGCCGGAGGAGUUUGGGAGGCUGCUGGUGCGAGUGGUCGCGGGCCGGCUGGGUCAGGGCGAGCACCAGGAGGCGGCAUUCUGUGCGCGCAAGCCAGGCAAGGCAGGCGAGCAACAAGGGAGCAAGGGACACCGCGGCCCCACGGACAAGUCCCACCAGCCCAGGCCGCUCGGGCAGCUGGGCAGCCUGGCACCGCAGAGACUGGCGGGUGGAACGGCCCAGUCCGGCAGCACAAGACCAGCGCUGAUCCUGCAAGUCGAUUCGGUCGAGAUGGGUGCCAUGGUCAUGAAGGGCAAGACGGUCGAGAUGGGCAAGCCAUGUAACUCGGGCGGCAUCGGUGGGCCCAUUCCGAGCAGCGGCGUCGAGAUCAUCCACCACUUCGGCGGUCGCCUUCGACUGGCCCCGUACAGGCAAGUAACGGACCAAGGCAGGCAAGCGGGCUGGUCCAAAGGAACACCGGCGCAAGGGGGCCGCGGGAGCCACAGGCCAGGCAAAAAUGCCGCACGAGCGUCGCGGCGGUGGGGGAUAGAUCGGGUGGAUCUGCGGUGGUGA
Polychytrium aggregatum is the source of this 612-nucleotide messenger RNA. RefSeq lists its product as uncharacterized. NCBI's taxonomy places the organism in Eukaryota, Fungi, Chytridiomycota, Chytridiomycetes, Polychytriales. The record is from RefSeq and is a predicted model, not a curated record. The transcript has 3 exons. Bases 1 to 612 code for a protein of 203 amino acids.